AUGAAGUCUCCACUUUACAUUUUGGCUGUGCUCCUUCCUCUGGCUACCGAGCUUGCUCUAGGUUCCCCUACUGCGGAGGCCGAGUUCGAGGAGCUUGAGGAGCGCGGCAGAGGAGGCCAUAAGGAUUGGGACGAUCAUAAUGGAUGGAAUCAUGACAGGAACCCUUGCGAGGUGAAGCGAUCUUACCCAUACUACAAGUAUCCUUGCGACUCGAGUGUCACAACUGGCAUGUCUCAAGUCGGCGCUAUAUUCACGCCUUCCUGCAAAUACCAGAAUGGUAACUCCGGUGUUUGGUACCUCGCUCCCAAGGGCUGGGUCAAGGAUUCCGACAAGCCACGUCGGUGCCCUGGAACAAACAAGCCAUGUACCUAG
Messenger RNA from Penicillium brevicompactum, 372 nucleotides. RefSeq lists its product as uncharacterized. The coding region runs from base 1 to 372 and encodes 123 amino acids. The transcript is spliced from 3 exons. The record is from RefSeq and is a predicted model, not a curated record. Lineage: Eukaryota; Fungi; Ascomycota; Eurotiomycetes; Eurotiales; Aspergillaceae.